This is a messenger RNA of Salvelinus sp. IW2-2015, 3434 nucleotides long. RefSeq names its product sentrin-specific protease 1-like. Gene Ontology annotation, biological process: protein desumoylation; proteolysis. Gene Ontology annotation, cellular component: nucleus. NCBI's taxonomy places the organism in Eukaryota, Metazoa, Chordata, Actinopteri, Salmoniformes, Salmonidae. Gene Ontology annotation, molecular function: deSUMOylase activity. The record is from RefSeq and is a predicted model, not a curated record.
ACUUCGAGCUCAGCCAUGUUGUGGUUUUGAAUGAGGAAGAAGCGGGAGAGGUUAUCAUUUAGUGAGUUUAUACACCGUAUUUUUGUAUUUGAAGUAUUACAUUGGGUUAUUUAAGAAACAUCAAUUGCAUUGUAGAAUGUGGUACUAGUGAUUAAACCCAGUCAAGUGCUGAUUAAAAUCCUAGUAGCUAAAGCCACAUACAACCAGCUUGUUAGCUAGCUAGUUUAGCUAACCAGCUUUCAAGCUUGUUAGCUGUGCGAGCUAAAUAACUAACUCAUUUCAAGGGAAGGAAGGGGGAAGGUAACCUGAUUAGUAGUGUUGGUCAACUAGCUACGAUUUACUUGCCCCGGCCGAAUGACGUUGGGUGGCUUUAUGUGCUUUUGGCUGCGCUGGCAGGCAGGUUGGAAGCAACCAUAGCGAUACCUUUUUUUCGCGGGCGGGAGGUUUUAAAUUUCUCUAGGUAAACAUGUUCAAUAAAUUUUACGAAUGGAUUGGAACGGGUUUCGCUAAUCUCCGCUACGGAGUGUCAGCUCCCGACCAACAGGAUAACGUUGACACACACGGAAUACAACAACGGCGUCCGAUCAGGAGAAAAAGACCUAUCAACUGUUUGGAGGACGGAGAAGCCGUUGACCAUGAUGACCAAGCCCUAGCAGUGAAGAAAUUCCGGAUGGGGAAUCUUGUUGAUACUGUAAAGACUACGGCUGAAGGGGUGAAGAGCCAUAGCGCCGAUGUGGCUUUGUGGGUACGGAACAGUGUGACCCCUACCUUGAGGAACAUACUGCCUGCUUCCCCUGGGCCUCUAGAAGAACACCCAGGGGAAGAGCCUCCAGAAAAGCCCCAACUGGAGCCCUCAACCUUUGCACCUCCUCCCUCCCAUGUCUGGGAAGAAACUGAGGUCCUCGAGGUGAGGAACUCUACUCCUCUGGAUGGGACGGUUGUUGCUCCCUCAACUCUGAAUUGGAAAAGCUCUAAAUCAGAGUCCUUUAGAAUUGAGAAGUCGAUGAUGGGAUCGACGGUCUGCAGACGGCAAGUUUGCAUGGCUCUUACACAUCGUGAAGCACCCAAAACAAAUGGGCACUCUGUCAGUCAGCCUCCUUCCUCCAGCAGCACCUCUAAGCCAUGUCCCUCUCCCCACCCGGGAAGGACCCACUUCAGAACACCUACAUCAAAUAGGCGGUUUACCUCAGCAGGGUUAGGUACAGGAAGUGGCUCCAUCACCAGCAUGAAUGAGAAGACCUUCCCUAUCCGCGUGGUGCAGAGUCCUUCACACGGCAGCUCCUCUUACCGCCUCCUCAGAGCAAGGGCUCGCUGCACUGCACAAGAGUCUGUCCGUGAGGAGGAGAAGGAGGUGUACAGACAGCUACUGGCCAUGGUCUCAGGUGGACAGUCCUCCUCGUGUCACAACGGCAGCUCCCAUGGCUUUCCGCGCUCACACAGAGACUUCACCAGCUUCCUGAAUACCAACAGACGUCUGCUCCAGUGUUCGUCCCCUGCCGGGUCAGGAGAUGCCUCACGAGGCCCCAGUGGACCCCCAAGCCCCCGUCCAGAGUCCAGCCAGGGGUACAGCAACGUCCCCAGCCCAGGGGAGGGCUCUUCCAGUGGGGCAGGGAACCAGCCAUGGGCCUCUGACUCAGACCUCAGCCCCAGGGGACCAGAGCCAGUACAAUCUGUCCCUUCCCCAGUUACCAUACUGGACACCUCUUCUCAGGACUCACAAUCAUCAGCUCAUGAUGGGGACUCCGUAAUCAUUGUGAAAGAGCAGAAGGGCAAAACCCCAAACAGUUCAAGUGUACCAUGCUUCCAAGCUGAGCUCUGGAUCAAAGAAUUGACUAACAUGUACGACUUCCGUGCCCGGGAGAGACGGAGGCAGAUAGAGGGGCAGGAGGCCCUAGCUGCUCAGCUGCUGCGACAGCGUAUAACAAAUGACAGCCAGCUGGGCCACAGGGCUGUGGAGCUGCAUGUUAGAGUCCCUCUGGAGAAGGAGGUUCCUCUGGCUCCCUUCAUAGAGGAACCCAAACCCACAGAGGAGAAACCAGAGUUCCCCGAGCUCACUGAGGAUAUGGAGGGGGAGGUGGGCCGGGCGCUGACGGUAGGCAGCCAGGACGAGGUGCUGAGUGAAGGCUUCAGACUCACCAUCACACGCAAAGACCUCCAGACCCUCAGCCACCUCAACUGGCUCAACGAUGAGGUGAUCAACUUCUACAUGAACCUGCUGGUGGAGCGCAGUAAGGAUCCCAGCCUGCCGACGGUCCACACCUUCAACACCUUCUUCUUCCCCAAGCUACGCAGUGCAGGCUACUCUGCCGUACGCCGUUGGACCAAAAAGAUGGACAUCUUCUCAAUGGAUGUCAUACUGGUGCCUGUCCACCUGGGGGUGCAUUGGUGCCUCUCUGUAGUGGAUCUCCGUAAGAAGAGUAUCACAUACUUUGAUUCAAUGGGAGGGAACAAUGACGAAGCCUGCAGGAUACUGCUGCAAUACCUGCAGCAGGAAAGCAAGGACAAGAAGGGCAAAGACCUGGAUACCGCAGAAUGGACUGUGCAGAGCAAGAAACGCCAUGAGAUUCCUCAGCAGAUGAACGGAAAUGACUGUGGAAUGUUCACAUGUAAAUAUGCAGAGUACGUCACCAAAGACAAGCCAAUCACAUUCACACAAAAACACAUGCCCUACUUCAGGAGACGCAUGGUCUGGGAGGUAUUGAAUCGGAAGCUGUUGUGAUGAAAUCGUGGAGAGAUUUGAACUGAUAGCUACAGUUUGCUCAAGGGGAGGUGCCUGCAAUGAUGAUGGUGCCUAAGACGCUGUGGCUGUUAAACUGGAGGAGGAUUCAGCUGUCCGCUCCUAGAUGGGAAGAGACUCAGAACAGGGACCUAUGACCUUAGUCAGGUGGAGCUCUGAGGUCCCCCCCACACAAGUCCAAUCCAGUGGAGGAUCUGACUCUGCCAUCUCUAAGGGUUUGCUUAUUUGGUCUUGAGCUUGAAAGGAGGAAUGGAAUAGAAAAGCAAAGCACUACCUCAUCUCAGUGUUUUAUGUUGUCAUCCACUUUCACAAGUUGGGAAGUCUGGGGUCAUUUUCUAUCAUCCAGCAAAGUUUGAAUUGGUGUUUUCAAUAACAAAUCAUACUCAUCAGAACUUCUGUCUAGUGAAGUUGGACCAACCAGUAUUUUGUCACUGAUAUUUUUGUAAACUACUUAAGUACAGCUUAAAGAAAGUUUGGUGUUCUGAUCUGAAGCAGUGACAUUAUUUUAUUUAUAUCUGGACACACACAUUUGAUUGUUUUGAGCUAAAUUGAAAAUAUGCAACUGAUUACGGUAUGUGUACCAUUACCUCAGAGUAUAAUUUGUAAAGUUGCUAUUGUAUUGUACUUUUUUAUUUUACAUUUAUUUAAGAAUAAAUUCAUAUUUACGAUGCUGGGCCAAAUUGUGCGCCGCCCUAUG